AUGGCUCCAGACGCGGUGACCUCAGACCAGUCCGUCUCCAGCAACAGCAUCUUGCAGGAGAAAGCCUCCGAGGAGAGGAUCGAGAAUGUCGACGAGCCGCCCCGCCAUGUUGGCUACGACCCCAAGGCCACCAAGCGCCUGCUGAGGAAGAUGGAUGUCCGCCUCAUCCCCUUCCUCGCCCUGCUCUACCUUCUGAGUUUCCUCGACCGCACCAACAUCGGCAAUGCUCGUCUGGCAGGUCUUGAAACGGACCUGGGCAUGGCCGGGCUCGACUACAACAAUGCCCUCGCCAUCUUCUUCCCCUUCUACGUCGCCGCCGAGGUCCCCUCCAACAUGAUGAUGAAGCGGACCCGCCCUGCCUUGUGGAUCCCCAUCAUCAUGCUCGCCUGGAGCGUCUGCACCACCCUCAUGGGCUUGGUCGAGAGCUACGCUGGUCUGAUGGUUGCUCGUGCUGCCCUCGGUCUCGCCGAGGGUGGCCUCUUCCCCGGCGUCACCUUCUACAUUACCAUGUGGUACCGCAGGCAUGAGUGUGGCUUGCGCAUGGCCGUCUUCUUCUCCGCCGCCACUGCCGCCGGUGCCUUUGGCGGUCUUCUGGCCCGUGGCAUCGCAGAGAUGGACGGUGUUGGCGGUAGGCAAGGCUGGGCCUGGAUCUUCAUUCUCGAAGGCAUCCUCACCUUCAUAGUCGCUGUGGCCGCCUUUUUCGUCAUGCACGACUAUCCCGAAACUGCCAAAUUCCUCAGUGACGCCGAAAAGCGCGAAGUCACCAGCCGCUUGAAGCUGGACCGCAGCUCUCUUGCCGAUGAGUUUGACGUCAAGUACUUCUGGCAUGCUCUCCAAGACUGGAAGAUCUGGGUGCACAUGUUCAUCACCAUUGGCAUUUACACGCCGCUGUACUCCAUCUCUUUGUUCAUGCCCACCAUUGUCAGGGGUCUGGGCUACACGGACAAUGUUGCACAACUCAUGACGGUCCCCCCUUAUGUCGUAGCCUGCGUCUUUUGUAUUGGUGGCGGCUUCUUGGCCGACCGCAUGAAGACGAGAGGCGUAUUCAUGAUUGGGUUCUGCCUUGUGGCGCUUGUGGGCUUCAUCAUGCUCAUCGCGAGCGAGAACAACUCGGUCAAGUACGCCGGCGUCUUCUUCGCCGCGUCUGGCAUCUACCCCAACGUGCCGCAGGGGGUGGCGUGGAACGGCAACAACAUCGGCGGAUCGACAAAGCGUGGCAUAGGCAUUGCGAUGCACGUCGGCUUUGGCAAUCUGGGAGGUGCUGUGGCUUCGUAUAUCUACCGUUCCACUGACGCACCCCACUACUACGCCGGCCAUGGCACCCUUAUCGGCUUCAUCACCAUGAGCGCCGUUCUCAGCACCUUCAUGACCAUCUACCUGCGCAGGGAGAACGCCCGCCGCGACGCCGAGCACAAGAAGCCAAGCGAGUACACUGAGGAGGAGAAGACGCUCGAAAGGGAGAAGGGCGACUCUGCGACCUUCUUUAGGUACACGGUUUGA
This is a messenger RNA of Lasiodiplodia theobromae, 1500 nucleotides long. Its product is annotated as High-affinity nicotinic acid transporter. Gene Ontology annotation, biological process: transmembrane transport. Gene Ontology annotation, cellular component: membrane. NCBI's taxonomy places the organism in Eukaryota, Fungi, Ascomycota, Dothideomycetes, Botryosphaeriales, Botryosphaeriaceae. The transcript has 8 exons. Bases 1 to 1500 code for a protein of 499 amino acids. The record is from RefSeq and is a predicted model, not a curated record. Gene Ontology annotation, molecular function: transmembrane transporter activity.